This is a messenger RNA of Quercus robur (English oak), 1338 nucleotides long. Its product is annotated as disease resistance protein SUMM2-like. The transcript is spliced from 4 exons. Bases 1 to 1338 code for a protein of 445 amino acids. The record is from RefSeq and is a predicted model, not a curated record. Gene Ontology annotation, molecular function: ADP binding. Lineage: Eukaryota; Viridiplantae; Streptophyta; Magnoliopsida; Fagales; Fagaceae. Gene Ontology annotation, biological process: defense response to other organism.
AUGCAUAAUUCCGUUAACAAGAAGCCUAUGGAUGAGACCGUGGGUUUAGAUUCCAUGCUUCAAAAGGUCUGGAGAUGCAUUGAAGACAAGAGUCUGAGAGUCAUUGAUUCUACAGAGGAUAUUGCCUUUAAAAUAUACUGUAGGCUAGUAAAGAGAAAGUUUUUGUUAUUGUUAGAUGAUAUAUGGGAACGGCUUGAUCUCAACCUUGUAGGAAUUCCUCUUCCAAAUGAUAAGAAUGAGUCCAAAGUAAUAUUUACAACCCGAUCAGAGGACGUUUGUGGCCUCAUGGGAGCUCAGCAAAAUAUCAAGAUAGAGUGUUUAACACAAGAAGAAGCCUUACGUUUGUUUCGGAUGAAGGUAGGUGAAAACACUUUAAAUUCUAAUCCACGUAUACCGAAGCUUGCAAAAGUUAUGGCUGCAGAAUGCAAAGGCUUGCCGCUAGCUCUGGUCACUGUUGGGCAUGCAAUGGCUACUAGGAAGGAUCCAGAAGACUGGGAGUCUGAAAUAGCCACAUUGAGGAACACUCCUUCAGAGUUUCCAGGCAUGGAUUCUGUUCUGCUUCCUUUGAAGAAAGAAGAACUCAUUGAAUAUUGGAGACAAGAAAGGUUUCUAGAUAAAUAUGACCGUGACAGAGAAUAUAUAAUCAAAAGUUUGAAGCAUGUAUGUUUACUAGAGAGUGCUGAAUCAGAAGAGUUAAUUAGGAUGCACGGUUUGGUUCGUGACAUGGCCUGGUGGGAAUGUAAAGACAAGGUUGCAAUAUUCAUCAAAAGAGAUGCUGAGUCAGAUGAAGAACGCGGAUUAAGAAUAUGGAAUGGAGUAGAAAGGUUGUCUUUGUGGGAUUAUAGUAUAGAUGAUGUCCUCAUAAAUUCUUCUCCGUCAUGCAUAGAACAAUUCUGCGAAAAUGUCACGGAGUUACCAAAUCUCCGUACUAUGAUUUGUAAGGUUCCAAUGUUAACAACAUUUCCAGCUGGGUUCUUCCCUUCGAUGUCUGCUUUGGCACUCUUGGAUUUGUCAAAUAGUUUUCUCUUACGUGAGUUACCCCCGGAGAUUGGUAAAUUAAUCAACUUGGAAUAUCUUAAUGUCUCUCAAUCCGCUAUCAUAACAUUGCCGAUUGACCUUGGACAAUUGGAAAAAUUAAGGUGGUUAUUCAAGGUUGUCACUCCUUGUCAGAUGCUGGGAUGCACGGACGCGACUCCGGACCUAGCGUACUUGCGUCCAACGCGGCAGGACGCGGCGACGCGGGAGGGACGCCGCAGACUGCGCGUCCAUGCCGCGUCGUGCCACGUGGAUUUCCUGACUCGCGCCGACGCAGCUCAAAUCGGCGCCGACUCGCGCUGA